CUCACGUUGAAUUUGAGUUCAAGAGAAGCAUUCGAACCGUAAACUUCCAAAUUUCUCGUUAAUAAUAUAAGUUAUUUUUUCAAAUAUAAUAUUUUAUAUAAAAUUAACUUGAAAAUAUUGUGUGAAAAAGAAAUUUUGUAAUUUUUUUCAUAAUUAAAUCUAUUUUGUCCCAUAAAUAUAAUAAAUUAUCGAAAGAGAGAGAGAAAAAAGAAAAUUUCACCAUGGAAUCAAUUGAGACAGUGAAUAUUAAUAAAUUAACAGGAAGUUUAAAUUACGAUAUGUGGAAAUUUGGUGUUUUACUUCUAAUUGAAGCAAAGGGAUUAAGAAAAUAUAUCGAUGGCAAUGCAAGUGAACCUAUGAAAUCAAAAUCGUCACGUGAAUGGAAUUUGUGGAAUGAAAAAAAAUUGGAGACAGCAAUGAUUUUACUUGAUACCGUUGAUGAGUCAAUGGUUCCAUUUCUAAUUGAUUGUAAGGAGCCAAAGGAUAUUUGGAUACGUUUAGAAGCACUUUAUGGGCAAAAUAUUACAAAUUAUCUCAUCAAUAAAAAUUUCUAUAAUAAAAAUAAUAAUAAUGAAAUAAUGUUCAAUAACGUAAGGGAAGUGGAAAAUAAUAAAAGAUCGAAAAAUAAUAUUUACUCGAAGAAAAUUGCAGGCAUAUGGAAUGGAGCAUGUAUCAAGGAGAAUAAACGUGAGGAAAGAGAAAUUGAUAAUUAUUCGAGGAAAAUGGCAAAAAUUUGGAAUUCAACGUCGUUAAAUGAAGAUGAUAAUGAAGAUAAAAACGAUGAAACAGAAAGUUGCCUGUCCCUUUCGUCAAUUGACAUUUACAAUGACAGGAAAAAUAAUUUACUCGAGAGAAAUAAUAUUUGGCUAACAAAUGCUGGAAUCAAGAAGCAUAUGACGUCGAGGAGGGAUUUUUUUUCACACUACGAAGAGUUUGAUGAAAUGUUUUUUGUUCGUGUUGGUGGAACGGUUAUGAGAAUAUUUGGCACUGGUUCAAUUAAUUUUCAAGUACAUAUCGACGGAAUUCUUGAGGAUAGACAAAUGAUAAAUGUCCUCUAUGUGCCUGAUUUGAAAAUGAAUUUAUUUUCAAUAAUUGCUGUGCUUGAAAAUGGCUAUUCAUUUCAUUCGUAUAAAUUUCAUUGCGAGGUGCGUGACAAAAAUAAUAUGUUAUCGUGUUCUGGUGUACGUUAUAAAGUUAAUGUAUUUCGUUUAUUUUUUCAAGUUCAAGUACCUUGAAUAAUUGUAAUUAUUUGUAUUGUAUAUACGUUGAGAUUAAUUGUCAUUAAUAUUUAAAAAUUUUCGAUUGAUUUUGUAUUUCUAGUCGAUUGUAUAUUUUCUACAUGAUUUUAGCUCUCUUGACACUUUUUUUUCGUCUUUUUUUUAUUUUUUAUAAAAAACGAUUUUUACAAAUUGAUUUCGUGUUUGUAUAAUUAUUUUGUAAUUUUAAAUUAUAUUAUAUUAUAUUAAGUUAAAUUAAAUUAAAUCUUCAUGUAAAGAGCGAAUCAAGGUUAUUAGAAAAUAAUUUCUAGACACUUAUGAAAGUCUAUGUUAUUGAUUUCCAGUAAAUAAAAUUAUUUACACAAUGUC
Messenger RNA from Leptopilina heterotoma, 1586 nucleotides. RefSeq lists its product as uncharacterized. The transcript is spliced from 2 exons. Bases 222 to 1235 code for a protein of 337 amino acids. The record is from RefSeq and is a predicted model, not a curated record. Lineage: Eukaryota; Metazoa; Arthropoda; Insecta; Hymenoptera; Figitidae.